GCCGAAAUUGGAAGCAGAGCAGAUAAGGUUCUUCUUCUACUAGCUUGCUUCCCUCCUUUUCCCCGAGUAUCUCCGAGAGUGCAACCAUGGCGACGAGCUCUCAUCUUCUUCCUCAGGCAUUGCAUAUGAUACCGAGAAACCCUACGCAGUCAUCGAAGAAUUUAGGGUUUUCUUCGUUUCUAUCAUGUGCACCUUCGAUGAAUUCUCGUCUAUCGGUUUCAAGGCUUUCUCUGAACCACCCAGGCUCGAAACUCGGCUUCUCAAACGAUACUAAGGUGAGACGUGAGUUUAUCGUUAGAGCAGAAGAGAACCCUAAAGGUGAAUCUGAAUCUGUGGAAGCUGUUGAUGGUACUGAUGAUACGGAAGGUAAUGUAGAAGAGGUAGUGGAAACUGGUGAAGCCAAACCUGCAAGGAAACCGAGAAUCAAGCUCGGAGAUGUAAUGGGGAUACUGAACCAGAGAGCAAUUGAGGUAUCAGAGAAAGUGAGACCUGUUCCAGAAAUCAGGACAGGAGAUAUUGUAGAAAUCAAAUUGGAAGUUCCUGAGAACAGACGUAGACUGUCCAUCUACAAAGGCAUAGUGAUGUCGAGACAAAACGCAGGCAUACACACUACCAUUCGUAUUCGGAGAAUCAUUGCUGGUAUUGGUGUUGAAAUCGUGUUUCCCAUAUACUCUCCCAACAUCAAAGAGAUAAAAGUGGUGAGUCACAGAAAAGUGAGAAGAGCAAGGCUUUACUACCUGAGGGACAAGCUUCCCCGUCUAUCCACUUUCAAGUGAACACCAUCCACUGGUGUCUGUUCGACCUCCAAAGGUAGUAAUCGCCUGCUGUCUGCUCUGUUCUUGUAAGAAUUGUUUGUUUUUUCUUUUCUUCUUUUUUUUUUUUAAGCCUGUAAGUCAUGGCAUGCACAUUGUUCUGAGAAAGUAAAUCAAGAUUGGUCGAGCUUCCGGUUGAUGAAUGUAGACCUGGUCCCUGUUUGAUAAUGAAUGAUAUUCGACCUUUUAUAGGACUUAGGA
Eutrema salsugineum is the source of this 1013-nucleotide messenger RNA. Its product is annotated as 50S ribosomal protein L19-1, chloroplastic. Gene Ontology annotation, cellular component: ribosome. Gene Ontology annotation, biological process: translation. Gene Ontology annotation, molecular function: structural constituent of ribosome. Lineage: Eukaryota; Viridiplantae; Streptophyta; Magnoliopsida; Brassicales; Brassicaceae. The coding region runs from base 87 to 776 and encodes 229 amino acids. The transcript has 5 exons. The record is from RefSeq and is a predicted model, not a curated record.